AUGGGCGCACACUCAAAAAGGGGUUUCAGACCUAAACGUCAUACCGCGCCGAAUGCAAGAAACAAGCACAAUGCCAGUAACUACACCGAUAAAGCCAGUGAAGGGGCAGGAAUUUCUGCCGCCCCGUCAUGCGUGGCGAAGCUCUACGCAGCACGAUGGGAAGAAAUGGAGGAGGGUUGCAUGAAUAUAAUUUCCUUCGCUCUGCAGCCGCAGGCACAUGCCACUCUUCUCUCCCAUGGUGUACCGCAGCGACUUGCCGAACUUCUCCUCGCCGCAGAGCCGGCUAACCCGCAUGUGCAGCUCUCCAGUCGACAAGAAGGAGAAGGACAAGCUGAAGAGGAGGGAGAAGCAGAACUGAACGCUGAUGCUCGUCAAGUCAUAACCAGGCGGGGACUGCUGCACAUCAAAUCAGCAGCUGCAGGAGCGUUGCGAAACAUGAUUGUGAGCGGCAGCGACGAUGUCGUGGUGGACACGUUAGCAGGAGCAACCAUCUCCACAUGUGCUCUAUCGCAGAAACAGGGCGCUGGAAAUGAAAAGGGAAGUAACAGCAACAACAACGGUAGAGGAGAACCAAACCUCACGACACCACUCGAAACAAAGGAUGAACGGGUCAACUUUUGUGAAGGGCUUGUGAAGCUGCUGAUUGAUACGUGGGAAAGCGCAACGGAGUCGCGGCGGCGCGGAAUCACGUCGUACUCGGCAAUUGUGAACCGUCGUCUAGGAGGAGCGGGUACAGACACCAUUGCCGAAUAUGAUGACGGCAAUGAUAACAAUGCCGCCGACGCGAACAGCUGCAAGAGCAUCAUAGCGAGUGCGGACUUGGAUAACAUGCCUCCUUUCAGCCUUCUUCGAGCACUGGAGGAGAUUCUUCAGCUUAUUGCGGUGUGCGUGGAGGGGAAUGAACAGAUAGCCAAUGCCUUUUCGACAGCUCAUGCAGCAAAGUCAUUGCUGUGCGUGAUUGAGGCAGCCACUGGCGCGGCAUGGGAAGCGCUACAGCCGCAGCAACAAAGUGUUGAACCGCCUUUGAGUCAUUCUUUCGGGAGCAAUGAGGAAGAAGCUCUCGUGUGGAUUCAGCACUACAGGCGCCGUGAAGCAGAGAUAUUUGCGGCAGUUGCCGUAGCUGGUAGUGAAGUGCUGCACGUGUUGAGUGGAGAGAAUGAAGCACUGUCUACGCUACUCUUGUCUGCAGAAGCCAUGGCACCCCACCAGUCAUUUCUCACAGCUGCGCUCGACGCAGAGCAAGCGAAGGCGUGGCUAGAAGCUGAAGUUUGCUCCCUCAAAACCGCAUUAGCGAGCGCAAGAGGCACAGGUGCCAAUGCGAAUGUUAUGGAAGAGAUCGAGAGUUGUGGAACAGAGGACGCGUUGAUACUGAGUGUGACUAGGCACAAUGUGUUGUAUCAGUUGUGUGAAGUCUCUCUUCACGUACAAGGAACUCUUAUGAACACAUCGCCCACAUCUGUAAAUGCUGCUCGCGUGCUUCCGCUUGUUGUCACCGUGUUGAACGCUCACCCACCACACGACGAGUGGAGUCGUACGGUCCCACUGCUUAUGCAAACGUGUACGCUUUCAGAGGGAGUUCGUACGUAUUACCUUGCGCGAGCACAGCACCGUCUGCGUUGUGUACAGGCAGCUGUGCACGUGUUACAUGUAGUGGUAGACGUGAUUUGCAGCUUGAACGAACCCAACGUGGAUGACGAGGUCGCCUUCCGGCAGAAUGAGGCAGCAAAGUUGCUUUACAGCAACAACGCCAUGUUUGUGGUGGGCAAACUCAUGCGUGACGCACUACGGAUGCCGACUACCACAUCGGAUGAAACUGGUGCGGGCGACGUUAAUAACGCUAGUUGUAGUGCUGGUAUUGGUGGAAAUUGUGCCACUACUACUUUCGCCGCCGUGCAGCAGCAACACGAAGAGGAUGUAGUUGUUGAACAGGCGUUACGAGCAGCUGCGGGAACAUCAGGGAGUGGGAGCCUCAUCACCAAACUGCAGCGAUUGGUGCUAUCCAACGAAGUAGGCGUGUGGGGCCUGGCGAACACGUUGCUGCUGAUGGUCGGGUGGAAAGAUCUUGGAGACGCGCCCUCGAGCAUCUGGAGAGCCAUCAUCAAUGCACUGGAGAGGCGAGCACAACUCCUUUCCAGAGAAGUGCAGGAGGAUACAUCAGAAGCGGGGGUGAUAACACCUGCACAUUCACCAUCAUCUUACUCCUCAUCAGGGAAGGCAAAAGGGGUGUACCUUCUUCUUCUUCAGUUGGAGUCGCUGGUGCAGAUGCUCUGGACGCUGCAGCGCAAGCAAACUGCGGAGGCUGGCGGUCCGCUUCAGGUAGUGAAUCAUCUUAGUGCCAGGCCAGCGGAUGUGGACAUCGUGACGCGGCUGGCGUGGGAACCCGCUGCCAGCACUCAACAGCGGCAGGCAUGUGUGGGAGUUGCUUGUAGCGUAUGCGCCUCUCUCCACACAACGGAGGCAACAGAAGCAGCGGCCCGCUUUGCACUUGGCGCUCUGCAGGCGGAGAAGUUAAAUCCGCAAGCGGGUCGCGCGGCACCGGUGGAAAUCAACUGCCCUCCACCGCCUGGUCCCCGUGAGGAACGGCGGCGUUGGUUGAUGAACUUCACGAAAGCAGAUGGUGAGUGGCGCGUCCGAUGCGAAGCAGCCAACCAAAUAAUGGAUUUGUUUCUUGACGAACAGCACCAUGAAACGGUGUACCUUCCUCUACGGAUUCAGCAGGCGUUGGUGUUAUUCAUCCAACAAUUCCAGGCUUACAGUAAGCGGCGGUCGCAGCAGCAACGAGACAUGAUGCGGAAUUACAAGGUUGUCCUCCCGGAUUUUGAUGAGGAGGGAAACCUGUCCGAGGUGGUGGAAAAUCUUUCCGCAUUUGUAGACUACAAAAAGCAGUUCAUGAGGUGA
Molecule: messenger RNA, 2898 nt
Organism: Trypanosoma brucei brucei TREU927
Lineage: Eukaryota; Euglenozoa; Kinetoplastea; Trypanosomatida; Trypanosomatidae
Exons: 1
Coding region: 1-2898 (965 amino acids)
Biological process (GO): protein import into nucleus; ribosomal large subunit biogenesis
Source: RefSeq, a predicted model, not a curated record